Messenger RNA from Neohortaea acidophila, 1525 nucleotides. RefSeq lists its product as uncharacterized. The coding region runs from base 82 to 1302 and encodes 406 amino acids. NCBI's taxonomy places the organism in Eukaryota, Fungi, Ascomycota, Dothideomycetes, Mycosphaerellales, Teratosphaeriaceae. The record is from RefSeq and is a predicted model, not a curated record. The transcript is spliced from 3 exons.
CAUCUCAGGAAAGAUGGACGAGUCUACGAAGAGCAAACUGGAGGCUUUGCGUUCUGAAGUCCCACGGUAUCUCUUUCGAGCAUGGAACAAUACCCCAGGAAUCGCCGCUCGUAUCUCUGGAGGGUAUACGGGACUCAACACGACCGAUGCAAUCACCCCUCUCUCCUUCUACAAUGGCCUCGCCCCCAAAUCCGUCUACGACAUGACACAGCGUGCAAGAUCAUGGCUGCUCAGCAUGUCAUGGGCGUAGCGGGAUUCGCGACAGGAUUCUCGUCGUGGACCCCAUCGCUGUCAUUCGUCCUGAAAUUCGCCGACAAUCUCUCCCGGCAGAACCGGGACGGCAGUGCGAACCACGUCCACAUCAGCGUGAUCGACACAAAGGAGCUCUGGACCUCGAUCCAAAUCUUCCACGUCCCAGCCUUGGCCACCGCCCUGGCCACAGGCCUCGGCCCUUACCCCGAAGAGUACCUAGCAUAUGGAGUCAUCAAAGGUCGCUGGCAUAAAGCCGUGCCCCUCAUGGUCUUCCGUGAGGCUGGCUUGCCGCUUCAGCCUGCGUUGACCGUCCCUCCGAAGGAUGUCUGUGGCCCUGUCGAGACGGAGCGAGCAAGCGCCAUCGCGAAGGAAUUCGGCCCUGACUUUGCGCUGCCGGUCUAUCUCGCCGUCCUCACCAAGGCUGGGCCGGUGCUCGGGCUGGACCACGUCAACUUCGAGCGCCUCUUGAGCGCAAUUCAACCUGUCGACGUCCCCGUGAAGAAGUGGGCCAAAGACACAGGGGUGAAACCUUACAUGCACCAUAUCGACGUCGUCCAGUUCUGCAGAUUGAUGCAAACCCUGGCGCAGAAGCUGAACGACAACAACGCAAGUGGCAACGCCAGCAACCCACGCGGAGAGAACAUCCUACCGAACAAGAAGCGUGCCCGUGUCGACGAGCCGGCGACCAACAAGCGAGUCCGCAUCGAAGUCAGCGCCAACGACCAGGAGCCGCAGCUUACAACCACAUUCAAAACGCUCGCGUUCGACGAUGACGACGACAUGGACGACGACUUCUCAGAGUCCGACUCGGAGCCUGAACCGGCCCUCAAGAAAACGAGAUACACUGCCACCUCCACCACCGCCGCCCCCGCGCCGAAGAAGCCGCUCAAGCCUAUCCUCAAGAAGUCCACGAAAACCUACGGUGUCACGACACGACGCAUGGGCAAAGAGGGAAAGGCCUUAUUCAAGGGGCCGGGUGUCAGCACGCGGCGGGCGAGUCGUGUAAUGGAGCGGGAGAUGAAGAAGCUGAGCAUUGAUAUGAAGGAUUGACCCAUUGAUGGAAUUGACGGGCAUGGAGGAGUUGGGAUAGUGGGUGCCCCGGAGGAGGGCGUCGAGAAGGGCCCCAAUAACGCUGCGUGAAGACAUUUGGUGUGAGACAUGUAUCAACUCUUACGACUGAAUCUCGUGGUCUUUGGUGAAUACUUGGUUCACCUCCAGGGAGGCGGUACGUGAGCCUUGUUUCGAGUUCGAAGGACGACCUUCACAACAAGAC